This is a messenger RNA of Prosopis cineraria, 1792 nucleotides long. Its product is annotated as putative cyclin-A3-1. Gene Ontology annotation, cellular component: cytoplasm; nucleus; cyclin-dependent protein kinase holoenzyme complex. Gene Ontology annotation, biological process: regulation of cyclin-dependent protein serine/threonine kinase activity; mitotic cell cycle phase transition. The transcript has 9 exons. Lineage: Eukaryota; Viridiplantae; Streptophyta; Magnoliopsida; Fabales; Fabaceae. Gene Ontology annotation, molecular function: cyclin-dependent protein serine/threonine kinase regulator activity. The coding region runs from base 224 to 1339 and encodes 371 amino acids. The record is from RefSeq and is a predicted model, not a curated record.
UUCGACCCUCUCGCUAUAGCGGCAUUCCAAACCAUUUUCGUUUUCCUCUCCUUUCAAAAACUAAAAUACAAACCAGUCAUGGCGCUCUUCUUUCUCCCUAAAUCUUUUUCUAUAAAACUCAUUUCGCUCUUUCCUACCCUCAUCCCCAAUCUGCCUUCUCCCCCUCGUGUUCAUCCCUCUCCUCUCCAUUCACCCCGAGACCUACCCGUAGAGGCUCAAGGAGAUGGAGACUCGCGCCGCGAAGAGAAGAGCAGAGGCCGCCAGCUUAGCCCAGAACAGAUCACCUAAAAGGAAGCGUGUGGUCUUGGGGGAACUUCCCAAUUUAUCCAACCUUUUUGAUCCCGUCAAUUCGAAUCCGGGGUUGGAGCCGCAGAAACGGAAAUAUCGAAGGAUUACGAGGGUCAAGAAAGCCGCGACGACCAAGAGCAGCGUCUCUCUGGGGAAUCCCAAGUCGGAUGACCCGAGGGCGGUCCAGACUCAUGCAAAAUCAGGCACCGACGCGAAUUUGGAUGAUUUGCAAGAUAGCGAGCCUUAUGUUUCGGAUAUUUAUCAGUAUCUACGCAAAAUGGAGAAUGAGCCAAAGAGAAGGCCGAUGUCUGAUUACCUCGAGAAAGUUCAGAAAGAUGUUACCGCCAACAUGAGGGGGAUACUGGUUGAUUGGUUAGUUGAAGUUGCAGAGGAGUACAAGCUUCUCUCUGAUACUCUUUACCUAUCUGUUUCCUACAUUGAUCGUUUCCUCUCUGCCAACGAAGUUCCUAGGCAGAGGCUUCAGUUGCUGGGCGUUUCAUCUAUGUUCAUUGCAUCGAAGUAUGAAGAAAUUAGCCCUCCGCAUGUGGAAGAGUUUUGCUACAUCACCGACAAUACAUACAGGAAGGCAGAGGUUGUAGAAAUGGAGGCUGCUAUACUCAAAUCCCUAAAUUUUGAAAUGGGAAGUCCCACUGUAAAGACGUUUCUAAGGAGGUUUACUGGCAUUACUUCUGAAAAUCAGAAAACUCCAAAUCUGCUGUUUGAGUUUCUUUGCUGCUAUCUUGCCGAGCUAAGUUUGUUGGACUAUAAUUGUAUUAAAUUUUUGCCUUCUCUGGUGGCUGCCUCGGUCACAUUUCUUGCCAAAUUUAUUAUCCGGCCAAAGGUGCAUCCCUGGAAUUCAGCCCUGCAAGAAUGCUCGGGAUAUAAAUCAGCUGAAUUGAAGGAUUGUGUGAUUAUCUUACACGACUUGUACUUGGCAAGAAGGGGAGGAUCUUUGCAAGCUAUACGGGAGAAAUACAAACAGCACAAGUUCAAAUACGUGGCAAUGCUGCCUUCUUCUCCGGAGAUACCGGUUUCUUAUUUUGAAGCUUAAUGGCACAUGUCAAUCAAGUUGCGAGUUGGCUAACUUAACUGACCUAUAACGCCAUCAAAUAAAUAGAUGUUGAUAUCUUUCCAAGGGAGGAUAUGAAUGGAUCUCUGUUUGUGCAAUGCAGGAGGGGGCUUCAUUGUUAUAUACCUGUACAGUGGUCGAGAAUUGGUCUCCCAUAUAAAGAAUGCUGGUUGCUAUCUGCUUUGAUGACUUUCUAACAUGUAAGAUGGAACGCUGUCAAUCCAAGUGCCGCAAUUUGACGUCCUUCACCUUUGGAGUUUUGAUAUGAACUUUGAUGGAUGGAUUCCCUCGCAUUUAUUUUUAUACUUAAAGAGCCGGGACAGUUUAGACGAUGAAUAGUUUUUAUAAGUAGGGUCUUCAUUGCUACUAUUACUUCCCUUCAUCUUUCAUAUGGUUAUCUCAGAAAUUAAAUUCUUUUGCCUUUUAGACUGGUCA